AUCGCAAACCCGUCUCCGGUUUGUUUUCUGUCCCAGCCUGUGAGCGGGUUAGGUCGGACCUACCGGUCGGGAAUUAUUUGUUCCUUGUCUUCAGUGUCAUUCGCCAAGCAGCAUGGGCCCUGGCUAGAAUCUUCUGGAAAGAGCCGAAGCUAUUAGUUUCGAGCACAACCCGAUUCUGGUCUGGGAGUCGCAACGCCGCCAAAAUAGCCGGCCCGGGCAGGAAGCGGCGCAGCUCGGACUCAGACCCCAGUGAAAGCGGCUCGGCCGGCGGCAGCGUGGUGAGGGACAGCCGCCCCGUCAGCGGCAAGUGGUUGAAAAUGGCCAGCAGCUCUGCAUCGGGCGAGGCGAGCCGUAGGCGCGCGCAGAGAGGAGCUGAGGAGAGCAGCAGCAAGAAGAAACAAAAAGACCGCGCGAACCAGGAGAGCAGAGAGGCCAAGCGUGCUGCAACCGCGGCCAACCAAGAGACUAAGAAAGAUGUUUUUCUAGACUGGAAGCAGAAUGCAGAUGAAGUGAUAGUCAGGCUACGUUGCGGAGAGGCUGUACUGAAGGUUGAGAAUGUUGACACUGCCUUUUCAGAUACGGCCUGCCAAGUACGCUUUCCAGAUGGGCGUGAGUGGAGCUGUCACCUACAUGCUGAGAUAGAAAGCUCCUGCACUAAAGUGCUGUACAAGGAGAAAGCCAGCAUAUUGCACUUGGUCAUGCACAAGAAGAUACCCUUCAACAACUGGCCCACUCUUAUGAACAACCAGGAAACCAACCCAGUAGACAUAUUGAGGGAGAAUGGAUGCAGUCACAAGUCAUCAACAGAGUGGUCUGAGAAAUCCAGCUUGAGCUCGGGACCGCUCAAAACUUCGAGCAGACUGGCUGAGAAGGCACCACCAACAGAUCAGAAAUGCAGUAAAUCUGACCGCGGGGUAAAAAGAGGGAUGAAGAACAAGCAGACAGGGAACCCCGAGAGUACAGGUGUCAAAGUAUCUGAGACAAGGCCGGGCAAUAAAGGAGACCAGACGCCUGAGCCGACUGCCAAGAGAACUGUCCGUCCGUACAAAAGCACAGCGGAGCCCACUGUAGCAUCUAGCCCUGCACAAGAGCAUCAGCUCAAGCCUAUAACAAGCCAUGAAUCUGCCCCUGUGCCCUUUGCUCCCCAAGAAGGCAAAUCAGAAUCCCAGACUAAAGCAUGCCAGGACCCACAAAAAGAGAAGAAGGUUGAAAAAAAGACAGACAGGACCAUUCAGGCUGAAGCAAGUGAAUAUAAGGAUAAAGUAAUUGUUCGUGAACAAAGGCCUGAGUCCCAUGAGCCUCCUAGAGUCAUACCUCCAACGCCUUGUGAAACCCAUAAGCCCAGGGAGACCAACAGUGGAGAAACUGCUACAGAAGACACACUAAAAAACAAGGAGCAGGAGAGGACUGACGGUGCAAUGCAGGACCGAAGACAAACAGAUGUCCCAGCCCACCAUGUGGAAUCUGAAGAGGCUGUUCCACCAGCUGACUCCAAGAAGCAAGGAAUUAAAAAUACAGAGGAGGAAAAGAGGGACCGAUCUAAAGAGGAGCCAUGUGAGAAAAGUAUUGAGAAGAAUGACAGAGGCCCAGAGCCAAUGGUGAACCUGUCAUUUGUGAAGAAUGACUCAUAUGAGAAAGGGAUAGACCUGAUGGUUGUCAAUGUCUACUUGAAGGAAAUUUGUAGGGAGAUUUCCAAAGUGCUCUUCAGGGAACAAGAUUUCACCCUUAUCUUCCAGACCUGUGAUGCAAAUUUUUUACGUCAACAUCCAGACUGUGGACCAAACACUGUCUUUAGAUGGCAAGUCAAACUCAGGAAUCUGAUUCAGCCGGAGCAAUGCAGUUUUUCCUUCACUCCAUCACGCAUAGACAUCACCCUGAGGAAGAGACACAGUCAGCGCUGGGGUGGUUUAGAAGCCCAAGUUCCACAAGGUGCAGUGGGGGGCGCAAAGGUUGCUGUGCCCUCCGGGCCUUCCUCUCUCGACAAGAGUCAGCCUGGGAGCAGCCAGCAUGCUCUGCCUGCCAAAGAGGAGCCUCGAGCAGGGGAGGAGAAACCCAAGUCCUCCCGGGCUUCAGAGGAGGGUACUUUAGAUGCUGUGGUUCCACGAUCUGUUUCUGAUCACGUUCCUAUCAAACAAGAGCCAGCCAUUACCACCCCGAAGCCCACCUGCAUGGUGCAGCCAAUGACCCAUGCUCCUCCUGUAGGCAGUGAGCGACCUGAGGAAGAAGAGGAAAAGAAGGUGUGUCUCCCUGGCUUCACAGGACUGGUCAACCUGGGAAACACAUGCUUCAUGAACAGCGUCAUCCAGUCUCUUUCCAACACACGGGAGCUAAGAGACUAUUUCCAUGACCGGGCAUUUGAGACGGAGAUCAACUGUAAUAACCCCCUGGGCACUGGUGGGAGGUUGGCCAUUGGGUUUGCGGUGCUGCUGAGGGCUUUAUGGAAAGGCACUCAUCAUGCUUUUCAGCCUUCCAAAUUAAAGGCUAUAGUGGCCAGUAAGGCUAGUCAGUUUACAGGUUAUGCUCAACAUGAUGCCCAAGAAUUCAUGGCCUUCCUCUUGGAUGGGCUGCACGAGGAUCUGAACCGUAUCCAAAACAAACCAUACACAGAAACCGUGGAUUCAGAUGGUCGCCAGGAUGAGGUUGUAGCAGAAGAAGCAUGGCAAAGGCACAAGAUGAGGAAUGACUCGUUCAUUGUCGAUCUGUUCCAAGGACAGUACAAGUCAAAGCUUGUGUGCCCAAUGUGCUCCAAGGUUUCGAUUACCUUUGACCCCUUUCUAUACUUGCCUGUCCCGCUACCUCAAAAACAAAAGGUGCUCACUGUCUUCUAUUUUGCUAAGGAACCCCACAAGAAACCAGUCAAGUUUUUGGUGAGCGUUAGUAAAGAGAACUCCAGCACAGCGGAAGUGUUGGAGUCCAUUUCCCGGAGUGUGAGAGUGAAACCAGAGAACCUCAAAUUGGCAGAGGUGGUGAAAAACCAUUUCCAUCGGAUAUUUCUGCCUUCUCACUCUCUUGAUACCGUUUCAUCCGCUGACACGCUCUUCUGCUUCGAGGUGCUAUCUAAAGAGCUGACUAAGGAGAAAGUUGUGCUGCUUAGGGUCCAUCAGCGGCUUCAGGUUCCCAGUAUUCCUAUAGCCAAGUGUGCUGCCUGCCAGAAACCACCUCUGUCAGACGAUGAGAAACUGAGGCGUUGUACACGUUGCUAUCGUGUGGGCUACUGCAAUCAAACUUGCCAGAAAAACCACUGGCCCAACCAUAAAUCUCUGUGCCGGCCCAACUCUGAGAAUGUGGGUAUGCCUUUUUUGAUCAGUGUGCCAGAAUCAAGACUUACUUACACCCGCCUCACUCAGCUUCUAGAGGGGUAUUCCAGGUAUUCGGUGAACGUGUUCCGUCCUCCAUUCCAGUCUGGUCGAACAUCCCCUGAGGUUAAUCUAUCACGUGCUGAUCACUCUCCAACAACCAGUUCAAUUGCUGAAGGACAUGGGACAGAGGAAGAAGAAAUUGAUUCGCUUGAAGCAGGGCAUGAUCAGGAACAGGAUCAUGUGUCUUCGGAAGUGGCAGCAGCAGCACAGGCUUCCUUUCACUCAGCAGGAGAUCCAAAUUUACAGUCCACUCACACCACAGACUCUGGCUUCUCUGAGCUGCUUUCUAGCUCCCAGGAUCCUUUUGGAGAAAAAGAAACGUCAUGCGAAAAGGCUGUGAAACCAGAAGCUGCAGUCACAGGGUACCAACAACCCUCAGACUGUAGUUACAGGAGUGGUUCCCAGUUCUAUAUCUCACUACAAGAUGCCAACAACAAGGAACUCAAACUUGAAGACAAAGGGGAUGGAGUACUGGAGGUGACUGAAGACUGCACGUUGGAGCUCGUGUGGAAGAACAAUGAGCGGCUAAAAGAGUAUGUGCUGGUGCGCUCCAAAGAGCUGGAGUUUGAUGAGGACCCAGGCUCUGCCAGUGAGACUGCCAGGGCGGGACACUUUACACUGGAGCAGUGCCUCAACCUCUUCACCAAGCCUGAGGUGUUGGCACCCGAGGAAGCAUGGUACUGUCCAAAAUGUCAGCAGCACAGGGAGGCCUCUAAGCAGCUUCUGCUUUGGCGUUUGCCGAAUGUGCUCAUCAUUCAGCUUAAACGAUUUUCCUUCCGGAGCUUCAUCUGGAGAGACAAAAUCAAUGACAUGGUGGACUUUCCUGUGAGGAACUUGGACUUGAGUAAGUUCUGUAUCGGCCAGAAGGAAGAUGUCCAGCAGCCUCCUAUUUAUGACCUAUAUGCUGUUAUAAACCACUAUGGAGGAAUGAUUGGCGGUCACUACACGGCGUAUGCUCGUCUACCCAAUGACAAAAACAGUCAGCGCAGUGAUGUUGGCUGGCGUCUUUUUGACGACAGUACAGUAACUACAGUGGAAGAAAGCCAAGUGGUGACGCGCUAUGCCUACGUGUUAUUCUACCGACGUAGAAACUCUCCUGUUGAGCGACCGCCUCGUCUGCUCGACCCGCUGGGAGACGAGUCUCCUGCUACAGCUGGAGCCGCUGCCAGUCAGGCGUCUCUGAUAUGGCAGGAACUGGAGGAAGAAGCGGAGGAGCAGCAACAUGCUCCCUCCUGGAGCCUCUUCCGGCCCAGAACCCGACAGAGAAGACAGAGGACAAGGCUGGAGGACCAGGAUGGCCGCCAUGGAGGGCUUACAUGGCGCAGACAGGAACGUGUUUCUGAUCAUUCUGAUGAUGACUGUACCAAAUAUUUCCUCUUGUGCACUGUGGCUGCAGUGUUUGCACUACUGUUUAACAUCAUCUACCCAUUAAUAUACUAAAUCUCACUGGGAAUAAGCUGAAAAGUAUCACACAUAUAGGGUAUAUAAAGUUACAGUGUGUUGUAAUGUGCAGCAAACAUCCAAAUCAGAAUAUACCAAGAGUUACAUUAGCGUAAUGCUGUUUUUUUUUUUUUUUUUUUUUGGUUUAAAUUAUUUAUUUAUUUAUUUAUUCUGUAGAUGAGGCUCAGAGCUUCUCUCUGACUUUUGUAUAAAAAAAGGAUGAUUUUUAAAUGUCUAUCUAUUUCUAUGAUUUUUAAAUACAACAGUGAAAUUUAAAAUUAAUUACUAACUAAGUGUACAGUACAAUCAUUUUACUAUUUAAAAGACAUUUAAUAGAUUUAAUUACCAGGCAAACUCAGGGUAUCUUAACUCUGUUUUAACCCAUUAUCCAUGUUUAGCCUUUUAUUUCGAAAUUAAUAGAUCGCUCAUGUAACAGCUUGCAAAAAAAAAAAAUCUGCUUAAACUUUGUUAGCACAAUGAUUUUAGUUUACUAUUCUCUCACAGUAACAUUUAAUAUCCUUAUAUCAAUCCAUCUACUCACGACUCCAGCCACUCCAUAAUGACACUUCAUACAGGGUAAAUAUAUAUAUUGUGGCAAAUUUCUUAGUAAUAGGUGCUUCCAUCCGUCGAAAAUCAAGACAACUAUAUAUAUAUAUAUAUAUAUAUAUAUAUAUAUAUAUAUAAAAUGUGAAGCCAUGUGGUGGAACCUCUUAAAAUGGUUUAUAAAUUGUACUGUUUUAGUUUUGCAUUUUUAUUUCAUUUAUCUGUUUUGAUUUGUGGCUUUGCCAGGUGAUGGUAAUAUCACUGUCUUUUCUUACUCUUAGUAUUUCCAAAGCUGGUUGUGUGUAAGACUGUGUGCAGGACUUUUUUUUUUUUUUUUUUUUUAUAUGUAUAUACAUUUCCACAUGCAAUAUUGGAAACCAAAGCAAUAAUUGCAACAUGCAGUUACCAAUGUCUUGCAUGUGCUCAUUUUAAUAAGUGGUCUAUUUUCUAAAAAAUAUCUGAUUCGUCUUUAAAAAAAAAACAAAAAACAAAAAAAAAACUCUGUGGAAUCUUUGUCCCUGUGCACACCUCUAGGUUCGUCAUCUUUUUUGUGGCCCUUCACUUUAUACGGUUGUAGUUUUAGCAGGAGUAUACUUGUGGCCUCAGGGAUGUCAUUCUAUAAUACUUGCUAAAGCAUUGUGGAAUACGCUUCAGUAUCUGAAUGUAAUACCACAAAACAACUUGUUCAUUGUGACUUGUAUAUUGAUUCAUGCUUGCACAUACAUAGUCCUAAACUAGAAUAACAGCUUUCGCCCUCAUGCUAUUCUGUAUUAUUUUAUAUACAUGUGCCCCCCCCCUCCCCCCCAAACACAUAGAUGAUAUCUCUCCAAAAAAGUCUUAUUGAACUGUAACAUGUAUCUUUUAUAAAAUCCACAUACUUGCUGUGUAGGCAGCCUUUAAAUAAAUUCUAUUGUGCAAUUAAAUUAAUACUUUAUCAUAGUUACAAUUAUUUUAUUUUGUAAAUAUUAUGGUAUUUAUGAUUAUGCUGUAUUGCAGAAAUAAUCACAACAGACUCUACAGCAGUGUCCUAAGUGCUGUAGUAGUCACAUGUCCUUAUGUUGUGUAAAUAAAAUGAGUCAUCAGCUGCACGAUGGUGUUAUUGGACUUACUUUGUUUGAUUUGUUUUGUAAACUGUAACAGUC
Clarias gariepinus (North African catfish) is the source of this 6484-nucleotide messenger RNA. RefSeq names its product ubiquitin specific peptidase 19 (gene usp19). The record is from RefSeq and is a predicted model, not a curated record. Gene Ontology annotation, biological process: protein deubiquitination. The coding region runs from base 318 to 4799 and encodes 1493 amino acids. NCBI's taxonomy places the organism in Eukaryota, Metazoa, Chordata, Actinopteri, Siluriformes, Clariidae. Gene Ontology annotation, molecular function: cysteine-type deubiquitinase activity. The transcript has 26 exons.